GUUGCAAGAAAAUGCCAGAGUAGAGCCUUUUAUAUUCCACUUGUUAUAUAAACUCUAAUAUAAACCAAAUUAAACCUCAAACUUGACUAUUUUCACUCCUGGGUCUCGUUAUAACAUCCAGCAAGUGAUGAAUUCUAUCGCCGGAGAUAAUAAUGAAAAGCAUUGCAUUAACUCAGAGCUUUACAAAGCUCUGAUGAUUGUAGAAGAUGAAGAGAAGGUGAUAGAAUUAUGCAGGAAAAUCCCUGAUCAUGCGUUGCACAUAUUAACAAUACAUGACGACACCGUUUUACACAUGGCUACUUAUUCAGAGAAAGAACGUUUAGUGCUGAGGCUGCUUGAUGAGUUGCCUGAUUGCUAUCUUGACAAAAUGACCCGUCAAAAUAAUGCGGGAAACACUAUUCUUCAUAACACUCAUGCUUUCUGUGUGGCUGAUAAAGUGUUGAAGAAGGCGCCGGGGUUGCUGGGCAUGCGCAACAACAAUGGAGAGACUGCACUGUUCCGGGCUGCAAGGUAUGGCACGACUGAUAUAUUCAACUUUCUUGCUGGUAAAGUAUCGGGUUAUGAUCAAACUACUAAGCACCCGUUUCUUCAGAGAAAUGAUAAAACCAAUGUUCUUCACAUUGCCAUUCUUUCUCAGCACUUCGAAUUGGCCCUGCAAAUUGCGAAAGGAUAUAAGUCCUUAAUUGUUGAACAAGAUGUGGACGGAAUGACUCCUCUUCAGCUUCUCUCAUGCAAGCCUGAAGCUUUUAAACGCAAACACGAAGAAAGUUUUCUUAAGAAACUUAGCAAGUGCUUUAAAUGGACUUGUCGUUCGACGCGGAGAGAAUUAAAGGAAAAGGAGGAGCGACAAUAUGAAUCAGCUAUGGAGCUCGCCAAGUUUCUGAUUAGAAAAGAUACCACGUGGGAGCAUUCUCAUCCUAACCAAGACGAGAGUAGGCCUAAAAUUCACAGAUAUGGGAUCUCUCCAACUCUGUUAGCCGCUGAGAAGGGAAGCAGAGAAGCGGCCGGAGCCGGAGGAGGAGACAGUGCGGAGACUCCUUUGUUUUUAGCAACCAAGUCAGGAUGUAUCGAGAUUGUUAGAGAAAUACUGAAUACAUACCCGCAAGCAAUCGAGCAUAUCGAUGAUGAAGGACGAAAUAUACUGCAUGUAGCCAUCAAGCAUCGGCAGUUAGAGAUAUUUGAGCUGGUAAGCAAAAUGGAAGGACCGAUAAGGAGGCUAGUUCGAAAGAUUGACAACAAUGGCAACACUAUAUUGCACAUGACGGGGAUUAAAAGAACAGAUUAUGUGCCUGAAAAGAUGGAAGGGCCUGCAUUUGUUUUGCAGAGGAAUUGCUUUGGUAUGAGAGGGUUCAAGAAGUGGCGAUAUCCCAUUUUAUGAAUCACCGGAAUAAAAUGGGGUUGACUGCCGAGGGAUUAUUUGCUAUUGCAAACAGUGAACUUCGCAAUUCAUCCAAAGAAUGGUUAAAGCAGACAGCUGAAGG
Molecule: messenger RNA, 1481 nt
Organism: Mangifera indica (mango)
Lineage: Eukaryota; Viridiplantae; Streptophyta; Magnoliopsida; Sapindales; Anacardiaceae
Exons: 4
Coding region: 128-1378 (416 amino acids)
Molecular function (GO): protein binding
Source: RefSeq, a predicted model, not a curated record